This is a messenger RNA of Physella acuta, 1161 nucleotides long. RefSeq lists its product as uncharacterized. The record is from RefSeq and is a predicted model, not a curated record. Lineage: Eukaryota; Metazoa; Mollusca; Gastropoda; Physidae.
AUGGGCAGGGACAACAGUAAACAAGAGAUCUCCGGGGAGCGCGCGUCUAAAAGCAAACGGUCAACUUUCAAGCAUUCGAGUUCACCUGGAGUUUAUUUCAACCAGCCUUCAAUUGACACCACGGGUGUGGGCGCUGAGGCUCAGAACUUUUCUGGGGUUAGAGAUGAUCAUGUUCUUCAAAAUAUUUCAUCGGUCAAGCCUGAACAGACCAACUCCGGACAGGCCAACUCCGAACAGACAAAUUCGGAACAGAGAAACUUCGAACAGACAAACCUCGGACAGACAAACCUCGGACAGACAAACUUCGGACAGACAUUCCCCGUGUCACGCCAGAGGUCAAGACGCCCCCAGCACCACCCGGCGCCCAGAAGAAACCGACGGACCAAACGUGUCAGGAGACGCUGGAGGACUGGCACCGACGACAACGGCGUGGUGCCAGGCGACAGAUCCGUCUACGACGACGACAUUUCCACGCCAUCUAGAGGACCACAGACUGUGUCCCUGAGGCUGGUCAUACACCUCAACUUCUACCGAGACUACGACAGGAUCGUCAGGAGCGCCAUCUUCUCAGAGACCAAUCAGCCCCAGUAUCGAGAGAUGCUCCGCUACCUCCUGCCCAGUGGGAAGAUGGUCCUGCUAGCUAACGAGAGGCCCAAGGAGAUCCUUAGGGCGUUCUGUGAGGAUAUCCUCAACUCUAACACGACAACCGUCUUCCACCUGGUCAACCCGUACUUCCACUCCAGAAGUCCAGCCAGUGGCCAGUACGUGUCCAACCUGCUGUCCACAUUGGAUAUGCCAGUCAUAACAUGGGGGCCAGAGUACAUCGUCACCACGGACAAGAAAGAGUCCGACAACCUCCAGCUGAACAUCUCGCCCACACUUCACCACCAAGCGAACGCCAUGUUGAGCGUGUUACGUCACUACAACUGGACCCACUUCACCGUGGUCUACACCCCCACCACCGGACACGACGCCUUCGUUACGGCCGUCCGCAUCCUGGUCAACGACAUCAACAGCAACAGCGGCAGAAACGGCUUCAAGUUUACCAUCAUCGAUGAGGUGGAGGUGUCCAACGCCACUGACCCCAAACGUCUGACCGACGACAUGAGGAUACUGACCAAAAGUGAAACCCGCAUCAUUCUCCUCUUCUGUUUCGAGUAA